CUUGACGAUCAAACGACUGCUUGAGCUUGAUUCAAGACAGACCAUCGAUAUAGUCGUCGCCCGUCGUUGACGUCAAUCCCGUUCGAGCCAAAACGCGAGCCUUUCGCGUUGAUUGCGCGACUUGGGGAGUUCAACAAUCAUCUACACGCACCUUUGACGUCGAGUCCAAGUCUUCUUUUCAGCUUGGACCGACCACCAGCUCGACGCCGAAAUACACAUCGUCAGAAGAUACAUCUUCCCUGAGUUCUUUUCAUCACACUUUGAAAACGCAGGCGAAUUCGGGCAAACAGGCACGACCAGCUACCAGAACGCGAAAACGAUCAAAAUCAAAGCACCUUGCGAAUCGCGAGCGAGAUGGUUCGCGGUACAAGAUCAGGCCGAGCAGGGUCUUCCCAGUCACACACCCAAACAGAAGAGACUACGAAUAAUGGAGAAGGCAUGGGCAUGAUGGUCGAUUCGGAACCUGCGUCUGGGUUGAAACGAAAAUCCCCUGAAGUAUCAACCCACCUAACCCCAUCCCCAGCCAAACGCACCCGUUCGUCAAUCUCUAAAGGCCUUAAUUCCGUCUCCCCAGUGCAACAGACCAAGACAGGAGUGGACCCCGUGGGUUCUUCCUCCGGUCCCGGUCCUAAGUUCGAUACCGCCGUUGAUCCUACUUCCAUUUCGAGCUCCGGAGCUGCAACUGGAGCUGGAGCUGUGGCUGCGACUGGCAACGGCACCGGACGACGAGUGAGAACUCGGAACAAACCCCACCCAGCGCUCGUCAACCUCAACCCGAACGGAAAUAACGGAACCUCUGGCGACAAGUCCGCUGGGAAGGGAGAGACGGAAAGGGAUGGAUUGGGGUCGAAGGAAAAAGGGAGUUACAUGAUGGACCUGAGCGACGUGGAGGAUGAAGCUGAAGUGGAAGUGGAAGGUGACCAGGAGAUGGAUGUGGAUGGGAGUCCGGGUUUGGGGAGCAUUCUCGGGAGGAAGAAACGGGGAGAGAUCUUGGGCGUGCUCGUAGCGUAAGCACCGAACUCCUCUUGCCUCAAUUCUAGAUCAUGAAUGGUUCAUGCAGGACGAUAAGAUCCACUCCGGACGAGAGCUGAUAUAAGAUGACUGUUGGCGCUACAAUGACCUGCUCGAUGUGUGAUGUGUUAACAGUAUGGAAACCCCAGAUCAUACCC
Molecule: messenger RNA, 1169 nt
Organism: Filobasidium floriforme
Lineage: Eukaryota; Fungi; Basidiomycota; Tremellomycetes; Filobasidiales; Filobasidiaceae
Exons: 2
Coding region: 355-1011 (218 amino acids)
Source: RefSeq, a predicted model, not a curated record